GAGUUUCUGCUUGCCCGCUUCAUGUUCAUGCCUCACGUCGGGGACGGGGAAGGGCUGAGUGGCGGAACGAGACAUGGCGGAGAAGGCAUUCAUUCCUAGGCUCAUCUGGAGAGAGGGUCAUGCGGCAUAAGAAAGCCCAAGAGAGUCUCGGGUCGGGGUCCUGCUUCGGGUGGCUGGUGCUUGUGGUUUUCCAGCGAGGUCCACACACACCCCAGUCUGAUAGCAGUUACUGAGGUCAAUAUGGAUUAAGCCUGUUGUAAAAUUACUCCUUCGGGAGGGAAUAGAUAAGUGAAGAAACACUGUGCUUGAGUGAUAUUGUUUCUGAGAGUCCUGGAGAAGAUGGCGUUCAUUAGUCCGAAGGAAAUUGUAUUAAUUAUUGGAGCCGUGGCAGCUUGUUAUUGGAACAGUCUGUUUUGUGGCUUUGUUUUUGAUGAUGUUUCAGCAAUUUUGGACAAUAAAGACCUGCAUCCUUCUACUCCUUUAAAAAACCUCUUCCUGAAUGACUUCUGGGGGACUCCUAUGUCUGAGGAGAGAAGUCAUAAGUCGUAUCGGCCGCUCACUGUUCUCACAUUCCGUUUGAACUACCUGUUCAGCGAGUUAAAUGCUGUUUCUUACCACUUCCUGAACGUUGUCUUUCAUGCAAUUGUUUGUAUAGUCUUCCUCAAGGUCUGUAAGCUUUUCUUGGACAACAAGAGCAGCUUGGUGGUAUCGUUACUAUUUGCUGUACAUCCAAUACAUACUGAAGCAGUAACGGGUGUGGUGGGCAGAGCAGAGCUUCUCUCUUCUAUUUUCUUCCUAGCAGCUUUUUUGUCAUAUACGAAAUCCCGAGGGCCAGAUAAUACUAUAGUGUGGAUUCCUAUUGCAGUGACUGUGUUUCUGGUUGCUGUUGCUACAUUAUGUAAGGAACAGGGAAUUACAGUGGUAGGAAUAUGCUGUGUCUAUGAAGUAUUUAUAGCGCAAGGGUAUACUUUGCCCAUUCUUUGGGAUACAGUCUUACAUAUUCUCCGAGGCAAAGGCAGUAUUCCCUAUUGUAUGCUCCAGAUGCUGUUGAAACUAAUUGUUCUCAUGUUCAGUACUCUGCUCCUUGUAGUGAUCAGAGUCCAGGUUAUUCAGUCCCAGUUGCCAGUGUUUACAAGAUUUGACAAUCCUGCUGCUGUGAGCCCUUCCCCAACCAGGCAGCUAACUUUCAACUACCUCCUUCCUGUAAAUGCUUGGUUGCUUCUAAACCCUUCAGAAUUGUGUUGUGAUUGGACAAUGGGCACCAUACCACUGGUGGAGUCUCUUCUAGAUAUAAGAAAUAUUGCCACAAUCACUUUUUUCUGUUUUUUGGGAACAUUGCUUGUCUUCAGUCUCCGUUAUCCUGGAGAUUCCUCCAAAACUGUAUUAAUGGCACUUUGUUUAAUAGUGUUGCCUUUCAUCCCAGCAUCAAACCUUUUUUUCCCUGUUGGCUUCGUGGUGGCAGAACGAGUGUUAUAUGUUCCCAGUAUGGGAUUCUGCAUGUUAAUCGCCCAUGGGUGGAGAAAGCUCUCAAGCAAUAGUGUGCUAAGAAAGUUUUCCUGGGUAUGUCUGUCUCUGGUGCUGUGUGUUCAUGCCCUAAAAACACUGCACAGGAACUGGGACUGGGAAUCAGAAUAUACGCUGUUUAUGUCUGCUUUGAAGGUGAAUAAAAACAAUGCCAAACUCUGGAAUAAUGUGGGUCAUGCUUUAGAAAAUGAAAAGAACUUUGAAAGAGCAUUGAGAUUCUUCAUACAAGCCACUCAAGUGCAGCCAGAUGAUAUUGGUGCCCAUAUGAACGUAGGGAGAACAUACAAAAAUUUAAACAGAACCAAAGAAGCUGAAGAAUCCUAUUUGGUGGCAAAAUCACUGAUGCCACAGAUUAUUCCAGGUAAAAAAUAUGCUGCACGAGUUGCUCCCAACCAUCUGAAUGUUUAUAUAAACCUUGCAAACCUGAUUCGAGCAAACGAGUCUCGUCUGGAAGAAGCAGACCAGUUGUAUCGGCAAGCCAUUAGCAUGAGGCCAGAUUUCAAACAAGCAUACAUUAGCAGGGGAGAAUUGCUUCUAAAAAUGAAUAAGCCUUUGCAAGCUAAGGAAGCUUACCUUAGAGCUCUCGAACUAGACAGGACCAAUGCAGACCUGUGGUAUAACUUAGCAAUUGUUUACAUUGAACUGAAAGAUCCAACUGAAGCACUGAACAAUUUCAACAGGGCAUUAGAACUGAAUCCCAGCCAUAAAUUGGCACUAUUUAAUUCUGCACUCCUGAUGCAAGAAUCUGGUGAUGCUAGACUUCGACCAGAAGCUAGGAAAAGACUUCUAAGUUAUGUAAAAGAAGAACCUCAAGAUGCCAAUGGCUAUUUUAACUUGGGUAUGCUUGCAAUGGAUGACAAGAAAGAUGCAGAAGCUGAAACCUGGAUGAAAAAAGCCAUAAAACUACAACCAGGCUUCCGAAGUGCUUUGUUCAAUUUGGCACUGCUUUAUUCUCAAACUGCAAAGGAGUUGAAGGCUUUGCCAGUUCUAGAAGAGCUACUGAGGUACUAUCCUGAUCAUACCAAAGGUUUGAUUCUGAAAGGAGACAUUUUGAUGAACCAAAAGAAAGACAUAAGGGGAGCCAAGGAGUGUUUUGAAAAAAUACUGAAAAUGGACCCCAACAACGUUCAAGGAAAACACAACCUUUGUGUAGUUUAUUUUGAGGAACGAGAUUUCUUAAAAGCAGAGAGAUGCUUAGUGGAGACACUAGCUUUAGCUCCACAUGAGGAAUACAUCCAACGUCAUUUAAGCAUAGUCCGAAGUAAAAUCAUUUCACUUGGUACAGGGGAAGCAUCUGCGGUUCCCACAGAGAAGACCAUAGCUGUGGAAGAAAAAAAAACUCCAUCUGAAAACUUGAAAGGGGCAAAAAAUGAUCAGAAAAGCUCUCGGACCACAAACAGUAAUAGCAACAAAGGGCAGACAAAGCCCAAGAAACAAGUGGACAAAAAUACCACAGAUAAAGAGACAAAAAAGAAAUCAUCAAAAGAAAUCAAAGACAUUGAGAAAAAAAGGGUUGCUGCUCUGAAAAGACUAGAAGAAAUUGAACGUAUACUAAAUGGUGAAUAAUUGUUGGUAGACUUCCAGAACAGGAGGUUGAUACUUGCUUCCAAGGUGGUAUGUGUUCAGUCAAAAUGACCACUAGGUGCUUUUUGAAUUUGGAGAUAAUAUUUGAAAGCAUAUCAUGAGGGAGAAAAAGGAAUCAAGAAGAAGCUGUUCCUCCCACACAAAAAAGAAAUUGGUUCUGGAAAAUCACGUUUUUAGGUCAUGGUUUAAGGAGUUGAGCUUCACUCGCAUGGAUUUCUCUGCCAAUGGAAACUAUAAUUCCAAUGCUACUAUCUAAAAUUGUGGCCUGUUUCCUGGGAAGCAAAUUCCACUGAACUCCAAGAGUGCCUGCUUCAUAAUAAACCUAUUUUGAACCAGGCUGCAAAAUAAUAGGAACCAGAUACCUUCCAUUCUGUAUCAUCUCAACUAUAAAAUGCUAGAAGGGGUCUUUUUGUUUUUAAUUUUGAAAAGAUACCUCAGGUAUGAUGGUUUCUAGACUAUAAGUGGAAUUCAAGUGCUGUAGGAAUGGAACUUUAGUCUGGAUAACAGUUUAGCUUGCUCACUGAGUCCUUGAUUAUUUUUCUAACUAUAUAUUAACACACCACAGUUCUGUUUCCAAUACCACCUCAAAAUAUCACUGUCCCAAAAUGUGUUGACAAUUAACUAGCUAAUACUGCUGAUAUGAUGUAUGUGCAUGCAUGCAUUUUAUAGGAUUUUUUUUCAGACUUGUUUGGUUGACGCUAAAAGUGCAGUGGUUCCCUUGAUCCUGUGGGUGGAGUACAAAACACAACAGUCCCAGAAAAUAACACCCACUAAAAUUGAUUCUGAUGAGUUUUACAUUUCUGUAGUAUCUUAAUUAUGUUUUAUGUACAGAGGGGUUUUGUCUCAACAGUUACUCCCCUCUACUAUAAGAGAUCAGUUUAUUUCUAACCCAGCUAAAGUUUAGAACAUCAGUGUUUCACUUCUAAAAUUAUCAUUUUCUUUGUUCCUCAAUUAAGUAAUAUACAGUAUAUGGGGCAUUUCCUAUUUUAAACUUCCUGUUGAUGAACAGGAAGUAAAACGCAUCCGGUAAAAUGCAAAAUGAUGCAACUUUUUUACAAUCAUUGUAAUGGUAUUUUAUUUCUGGGAAUUUAUACAUCAACUAGAGUAUAUUACAAAAUGUCUGCUAUUCAGGAAGAUGAUUAAAAUUGUACUCCUGUGUACACUUAAUUGUAAAUAGGAUUUAUGUUGAGUUGCGGGUGCAGUUAUUCAAUGGUAGGGUAUUGCAUGCAGGAAAAUUCCAGAUUUAAUUCCUGGCAUCUCCCAGUAUGCUAUGAAAGGCCCUUGUAGAUCUGCUGCCAACUGGGGCAGUAGUGAGCUAAGCAGGGUUAAUGAUCUUGACUUUGCAUAAGGCAGCUUCCUAUAAUCCUAAUAUAGAAAAAUCAAGCAUAUGGCCAUAAAAUGGGACUGUUAUAUCACCACAUGGCGUUAAGGAAAAAUAAAAACCCUGAAGGCUGCCCCAUCUAAUCCAGAUGCAGAUUAUGUUGGAUUGCAACCCCCCAUAAACCAUUCCAGCAUAGCCCAUGGUGAGGAAUGUUGAGACCUGAAGAAAUCAACCUCUGGAAGGCUGUACUUCACCCAUCAUGGUCUAAUCCCUGCACAGAAAAGACUUCCAAGUAGGAAAUAGUGUGCAACAAGUGUAGAUCAUCAUGCGUACAAAGGAAGAUGUCAUGUGAGGAUCGCAUGUACUUAAUUCACAGUUUGCUUUUAUGUUGUUUUCUAUACACACAGUUUCUGCAUUACUUCCUCAACUGUUGACUUCUGGUUUAAUUUCAAACUAAAUGCACAAAACACUAAAUGUGGGGGUUUUAAUUAAAUAUUUGUUCAAUCUACUAAGUUUCAAAAGUGUUUCCCUCCACUAACACUUUUGCCAAAAUAAGGUAACUCAGUUCUUUAUGUGAAAUGCCUACAUUUUAAUAUCUAUGACAAUGCUUUUUUCCCUCAUAAAUAUUUUGUUGGGGGUGUUUUUUGUUUUGUUUUUCUUUGAUGGCAUAGCUCCCUGGGAACUAAAGGGAAAUAUAAACCAGCAAUCCGUUAUAAUGUUG
Messenger RNA from Pogona vitticeps (central bearded dragon), 5150 nucleotides. It is a transcript of the gene TMTC3, whose product is annotated as transmembrane O-mannosyltransferase targeting cadherins 3. Lineage: Eukaryota; Metazoa; Chordata; Lepidosauria; Squamata; Agamidae. Gene Ontology annotation, molecular function: protein binding; mannosyltransferase activity. Gene Ontology annotation, biological process: protein O-linked glycosylation via mannose. Gene Ontology annotation, cellular component: endoplasmic reticulum. The record is from RefSeq and is a predicted model, not a curated record.